This is a messenger RNA of Babjeviella inositovora NRRL Y-12698, 475 nucleotides long. RefSeq lists its product as uncharacterized. NCBI's taxonomy places the organism in Eukaryota, Fungi, Ascomycota, Pichiomycetes, Serinales. The transcript has a single exon. The coding region runs from base 188 to 376 and encodes 62 amino acids. The record is from RefSeq and is a predicted model, not a curated record.
CUCGCUUCUGCCUACGGAACGUCACUAUCCAGUUAUAUAGGACAGUGUGUUCAUUGGGGUCCACAGAGGGUUGGAGAAAAGCCUCGACAUCAGUAGAAUCCCACAACCCGUUCUUUGACCUAUCUCCUGGGCGUGGAGUUUGGCCUUAGCCCAAAAGGAGGAGUGAACAAUAACGGGUUACUUGUAUAUGAAUGAUGCGUGUCCACCUGACAAAACCAUAAUUGGGCAGUCUGUUUAUGGCCUAGCUUCAGCGUUUGUCCUUCAUGAAGACAUAUCUGCAUGCACCCAAUCUAUGAAACCAGCUCCUGAACGCCCCCAGGUAGUAUUUGUCUUCAGUUACCUAUACGAUGCAACCGUGAAAUGUUCUGUUCUGUAGAUGGAACGGCCGUGUAAUGACAAUGCCGCAGCCUUGAUCUGUAAACAAGGAGCUCUAAACCGCGUGCAUAUGGCCCAUUCUCACCCUAUUCGCUCAUGU